Molecule: messenger RNA, 2710 nt
Organism: Lytechinus pictus (painted urchin)
Lineage: Eukaryota; Metazoa; Echinodermata; Echinoidea; Temnopleuroida; Toxopneustidae
Product: ER degradation-enhancing alpha-mannosidase-like protein 2
Exons: 11
Coding region: 68-1750 (560 amino acids)
Biological process (GO): carbohydrate metabolic process; endoplasmic reticulum mannose trimming; mannose trimming involved in glycoprotein ERAD pathway
Cellular component (GO): endoplasmic reticulum; membrane
Molecular function (GO): calcium ion binding; mannosyl-oligosaccharide 1,2-alpha-mannosidase activity
Source: RefSeq, a predicted model, not a curated record
AGUGAUACAUACAGUCGAUCCUGCAAUUCUGCGACUUCGCUUUUGUUGGAGAUUGUGAAAGAGGAGAAUGUAUAUCUCAUUAGUCAGUGUGGUAUUCAUGCCCUUGUUGCUCAUGGUAACCUAUUUAGGAUGUAUGUCAAGAGGUGAUAUUACAGAGGAACUUCCACUCUAUAGGGAAAAGGUAAAGGCAAUGUUUCAGUUUGCCUAUGAUAGUUACUUGGAGCAUGCCUUUCCAUACGAUGAGCUUCAACCCUUGACCUGUGACGGCACAGAUACAUGGGGCAGCUAUUCAUUGACUCUUGUUGAUGCCUUGGAUACACUGGUCAUCCUAGGUAACCAUACUGAGUUUCAGAGAGUUGCCAAUUUACUCGUCGAUCAUCUGUCAUUCGAAGAUGACCUCAACGUUUCUGUUUUUGAGACCAAUAUAAGAGUGGUAGGUGGUCUGCUAUCCUCCCAUCUUCUAUCUCAUAGAGCUGGCAUGGAUGUGCCAUCUGGUUGGCCGUGUCAAGGUCCACUCUUAGACAUGGCUGAGACAGUAGCAAGGAAACUACUUCCAGCUUUUGACACCCCCACUGGCAUGCCAUACGGCACCGUGAAUCUUCUUCAUGGGGUUCCCAAGGGAGAGACAGCGGUGUCCUGUACCGCUGGUAUUGGUACCUUCAUAGUAGAGUUCGGUACCCUGAGCCGACUCACCGGUGACCCUGUCUUUGAGGAGAAGGCUCUCAGGGCUUUGGAUUCACUUUGGGGCUUCAAGUCAGAAGUGGGAAUGGUUGGGAAUCAUGUCAAUAUCCAGACCGGGAAAUGGACCGCUCUAGAUUCAGGAAUAGGUGCAGGAGUUGACUCUUACCUUGAGUACUUAGUGAAAGGGAGCCUCCUCCUGGGAAACCAACAACUCAUGGAUAUGUUUAAAGAAUAUGAGAAAGUGAUCUACCAGUACUCCAAGAAAGACGAUUGGUAUAUGUGGGUCAACAUGAUGAAAGGUCAGGUCACCAUGCCAGUCUUUCAGUCUCUAGAUGCGUAUUGGCCAGGUUUACAGAGUCUGAUAGGGAAGAUAGACAGCGGCAUGAAAACACUACACAAUAAUCAUCAGGUGUGGCGGCAGCUGGGAUUCCUACCAGAGUUUUACAAUAUAGUCAACAGUAAGGCAGUUGAUAAGCGAGAGGGCUAUCCACUCAGGCCAGAGUUUGUAGAGAGUGUGAUGUAUUUAUACCAAGCUACAAAAGAUCCUUUCCUACUUCAGAUGGGCCGAGAUGUGUUAACUUCCAUCGAAACUACCAAGACAGAGUGUGGCUAUACCAGUGUAAAAGAUGUCAGGACCCAUAGGUUGGACAACCGCAUGGAGUCUUUCUUUCUGGCUGAAACCCUCAAGUAUCUCUACCUUCUCUUUGACCCGGACAAUUUCAUCCACCAAGACGGAGGCCACGCCAAAAUUGUGGACACGCCCCACGGUAAAUGUUUCCUCGGCACUGGAGGGUAUAUCUUCAACACUGAGGCACACCCUAUAGACAUUGGGGCCCUAUCGUGCUGCGGCAGUGCAACCGAUGAGUACUCCAGGAUAGAGCACGCUUUGAGGACGUUAAACCGAAGGAAAGAUCGGUUGAAGUGGAUUCAGAAUUAUAUCAGGGAGGAUUCAAGCGAGGGCGGCAGACAUUUGAGUCAGAGAGGACUGAACUCGGCCGUCAAUUGCUCAGCCCAGCCAUUCCAUGCCAGGAUGUCAAUAUUGGGAGAGAUGUUUUCUGAUUUAGAAUGACUGCAUUCCAGUGCUGUAUGUUAUGAUGAUGAUAUUGCAAUUAUCAUGACACCAAACUUCAAUGAAUAGAGUCCCCAAGUGUGGCGUCAUCAAAUUUCUUUUGUGCAUUUCAGAGUUUUUGAUAGCCUCAGUAGAGCUUGAUGAAAAACCAAACCAGCUUUGACAUGAAUUGGCCCAUGGUAGGCCCAAGGUAUGACUAUUGAAAUGAAUACCUAAUAAGUUGCAUUGAAACCAGUGUUAAUUGGCUUGGUUCAUAACUGUUUGGAACCAGGCCAAUAUACACUCAUUUCAAUGGGGCUUACUGUGUAUUCAUAUGUCCACAGCUUGGGUCCAUAUGGACCAAUUCCCGCCAAAUGAAUGUUUUACAUCAUGCUCAGUCGAAAAAUGGUACAAAAAACUGAUGAAAUGCAAAAAGAAUGUUUGUGAUGUCAUUGCUUCAGUACACAUAUAGAUAUUGCAUCCACGAUAUAUCGCCUCUCAGGCUUUCUGGAUAUAAAAUGUCAAAGUAAUCCAUGUAGGCCUAUACAUGUAUUACACAUGUAUGUUAAUUAGUGAAUUAUGCUAAUUACGACAAAACACUGCUUCUUGAAAAAUAAGACCAUUGCCUAAAUGUAUUCCUCACCAUACUAGAAUAGCUAUAUUUAUUCAUGUUUUUGGUUUUCUGGAUAUAUAAUGAUAAAGAAAUACAUAUAUUGCAGAUGUAUGCAGGGGCCGCGAAACGGUUUUCAAAGUGGGGGGGGGGGGGGGCUGACCAUGCUAAAAAUCACAAUCAUAUGGUCAUUUUUACGUUUUUGUACACGGUUUUGGAAAAAAGUGGGGGGGCUGAAGCCCCCCCAGCCCCCCCGGUUCCGCGGCCCCUGGUAUGUUAAUUAGAGAAUUAUACUAAUUAUGCUAGUUAUGACAAUUAUACUACAUAAAAGGGAAAAUCAUAGUCAUUAAUUAAUUCAUCGUUAUAGAAAA